AUGCUAACUCUAUCUUCCAAAGCAUGGCGAAUCGACUCCUCAAUACGGCCCCUGAUUGACGUCAAUUACCUCGAAAUACUAGACAAAGGAGUUUUUGGAUUUUCAAUGUUCGGACUGGCAUCUCAAUUUACCUUUUCGGUGAUCGGAAUACUAUGGAUGUAUACACUCACUCGAAAGAAGAUAUCAAUAUUAGCUGGACUACCUCCUCUACUCCUCAACAUCCUCUACGCGCUCUCCCACAAGCUCUCGGAGCCCCUUGAUGUUUUCGCCUGGCUCUCUUACGGCGUCAUUCACUUUAUCUCUCCUUUCGCCGCCGGAUUUUGGCUCUGGCUUUUUGCACCUCCAGGCGUUGUUUCCAUGUUCGGCUGGUCCUUCGGUAUCCAAAAUUGUCUAGGAAUCAUAACCCAUCUUUCCUUCCCAUCUGCUGCUCCCUGGUACGGCGACCAAUACGGCUAUCCCCUUCCACCAGGAAACUACAACAUGCCCGGCUCAGCAGCUGGACUCGUCAGAGUCGACAGUGUUCUAGGGACCCACAUCUAUGCCAACGCAUUCAAAGCGUCACCGCUCGUCUUCGGCGCAUUCCCCUCUUUGCAUGGGGCUUUCAGCUGUUGCUGCUUCUUCUUCAUCGGUCGCUACUCCAAGAAAGGAACCUUCAUCCUCGGCUUCUACGUUCUGUGGCAAUGGUUCUCGACCAUGUAUUUGCGCCAUCAUUGGCGCAUAGACCUUUUAGGAGGUCUAGCCUACAGCGCAUUUGCAUUCUCGCUCUUCUACAGGAGUCUCCAGAAAAUCGACAGAGCGUAUUCGACAGGUGUGAGUGGGGGGAAUGGAUGGCAAAGACUUUGGGAAGGCACGAGAGUGCAAUAUUGGUUUGAUAGGAGACCGGGUCAACAGGGGUAUGAGGUGUUGAUGGAUGAACAUGAGUAUAAUAAAGAGGCGAGGGUGGAGGAUAGAGAUCUGGGUAUGAGAAGCCCCGGGGCAGUAAGCCCGGGGCUGCAGGGGGAUUUGGAGGGCGCUUGGUUGAGGGAUGAGGGGGUGGUGUGGAUGGUUAAGGAUACGGAUACGGAUAGGAGGUUGAGGUAG
Molecule: messenger RNA, 1080 nt
Organism: Sclerotinia borealis F-4128
Lineage: Eukaryota; Fungi; Ascomycota; Leotiomycetes; Helotiales; Sclerotiniaceae
Source: the annotation of a GenBank genome assembly